Molecule: messenger RNA, 918 nt
Organism: Gregarina niphandrodes
Lineage: Eukaryota; Apicomplexa; Conoidasida; Eugregarinorida; Gregarinidae
Product: putative fibrillarin
Exons: 2
Coding region: 1-918 (305 amino acids)
Biological process (GO): rRNA methylation; box C/D sno(s)RNA 3'-end processing
Cellular component (GO): box C/D methylation guide snoRNP complex; nucleolus; small-subunit processome
Molecular function (GO): rRNA methyltransferase activity; RNA binding; histone H2AQ104 methyltransferase activity
Source: RefSeq, a predicted model, not a curated record
AUGAGAGGGGGCGCAAUGACAAGAGGGCGUGGUGGAGGACGCGGUGGAGGACGCGGCGGAGGCCGGGGCGGCGGGCGUGGUGGUGCGGGCUCGGGUGGCCGUGGAGGUUCGUUUCGCGGCGGUGGUCGUGGCGGUCGUGGAGGUCGCGGCGGUCGCGGAGCCGCGGGCGUGGGUCUGAAGGCAGGCGCGAAGACGGUGGUGGUGCCAUUCAAGACGGCGGACAAAGUGUUUGGUGGUGUGUUUGUGGCGAAGGGAAAGGCGGACGGAUUGGUGACACGGAACAUGGUACCGGGUGAGUCUGUGUACGGCGAGAAGAGGGUGGAAACGGUGUCGGAGUUGGGUGAGAAGACGGAGUACCGCGUAUGGAACCCAUUCCGGUCCAAGUUGGGUGCUGCGAUUGUCGGGGGUGUCUCACAAAUGCCGAUCCAGCCGGGCAGUCGGGUGCUUUACCUAGGUGCGGCCAACGGGACUACGGUCUCACAUGUAUCGGACAUGGUCGGGCCGGAAGGCGCAGUCUACGCCGUGGAGUUCUCCCAUCGCUCCGGUCGUGACUUGACCAACAUGGCCAAACGCAGACCGAACAUUGUACCUAUUGUUGAGGACGCGCGCAUGCCGCUCCGUUACCGCAUGCUCGUGCCCAUGGUCGAUGUCAUUUUCGCAGAUGUCGCACAACCUGACCAAUCGCGCAUCGUCGCUCUCAACGCUUCCUACUUCCUCAAAAACGAAGGCCACUUCAUCAUCUCCAUCAAAGCCAACUGCGUGGACUCUACCGCAGAACCCGAAGCCGUCUUCGCUGCCGAAAUCGAAGCCCUCAAAAAAGACAACUGUAAAACACGCGAACAACUUAGCCUUGAACCCUACCACCGAGAUCACGCCCUGGUCGUCGGCCAGUACAGACCACCCAAAACGAAGAAGUAG